This is a messenger RNA of Trichoderma breve, 2154 nucleotides long. RefSeq names its product tRNA pseudouridine synthase D (TruD) domain-containing protein. Gene Ontology annotation, cellular component: nucleus. Gene Ontology annotation, molecular function: RNA binding; pseudouridine synthase activity. The coding region runs from base 1 to 2154 and encodes 717 amino acids. Lineage: Eukaryota; Fungi; Ascomycota; Sordariomycetes; Hypocreales; Hypocreaceae. Gene Ontology annotation, biological process: pseudouridine synthesis. The transcript has 3 exons. The record is from RefSeq and is a predicted model, not a curated record.
AUGAGUGAACAAGCGCAUUACAAUGUGCGCCAGAGUGCGUCUCACGCCAAAUCAAUAGGCAUUACGCAACGCGCAACGCCUCUGCGAUUCCCAUGGGUCGGCGAUUUGCGCGUGAGAUUCUCGGAUUUUCAAGUCAAUGAGAUUGGAAAAGACGGAGCUGUUGUGCAUCUGCACAAGAUUGGGCUGAAUGGUCAAGAUAAGCAGGAGCAGCAAGAACCUGCCAGCAAUGCUGGUAAUGCCGAUGCCAAUGAUGCCAACGACACGCCUCAAGAGAAGGAGAUCAUAGAAGUUCCGGCAGAAGAUGUCACUGCUCUCAGCAACCUGGCUGGUGAAAAGUUUGCGGAAGAGCUCGUCCAGCUGUUCAGAGACAGCCAAGUGGAAGCUUCAGAAAAGAAAAAGCCAGUUGUCUCCGAGCCAGUGGAUGACAGGUCCAAAAGAGGCGAAAUUCAUCAGGAAAUCCGACGGAUUUUCAACUCCAGGAUAGAGACUAGCACGGACGAUGCUGGUGCCAUCAUUGCAAGCUUUUCGGCACCCACGAAGCGAGGCAAGAGAGGCCGAGGCGGACGCAAUCGCAAUCGGAACAAGCAAGAUGACCAGCCGAUUGGCGAGUAUCUUCACUUUACGCUCUUCAAAGACAAUCGCGACACCAUGGAUGCCGUCAACCAGAUUGCCCGUAUUCUCAAGGUGAAGCCGCAGGUGAUCAAUUAUGCAGGCACCAAGGACCGACGUGCUUCUACAGUCCAACGUUGCUCUGUCCGAUACACACGGGAUCGAAGCCUCGCAGGCAUCAACGGAAAGCUCUGGGGAAUAACAACGGGCGACUACGAGUACAAGUCAGAGCCUAUCCAUCUAGGAGAGCUGCUAGGAAAUGAGUUUGCCAUUACCAUCAAAAACUGUCAAAUCGUCGGCGAAGCCAGCGCCAAGCCAAUUUCCGAGCAGGUCGAUUUGAUGCGUUCCAAUGUCCAGUCUGCAUUGGACCAUAUGACCGAGCAUGGCUGGAUUAACUAUUUUGGCCACCAGAGAUUUGGCACCCACCAGAUUGGAACUCAUGAAGUUGGAAAGCUGAUUUUGGGAGACAACUACGAGGGUGCAAUCAAUGCUAUCCUCGCCUAUGAUGAAGAGAUUGCCCAAAAGGCAGAAACAGAAGGAAUCCCCGAGGAGCCGGCCAAGAGGGACGAAUACAGUCGUCACCUUGCCUGCAUGCUGUUCAGGACCGAAAAAGACGUCGAAAAGGCCAUUGAGAUUAUGCCCAGGCGAUUCUCAGCCGAAGUGUGCGUUCUUCGACACCUAAACAGGCAAGGCAAGCAGUCCAGAAGAGACUUUGUCGGCGCCCUCAUCCACAUCACCAGAGGAUUACGAUCAAUGUACCUCCACGCAUGCCAGUCCCACGUGUGGAACCACGCCGCGAGCAGGCGAUGGGAGCUCCACGGCGAAAAGGUCGUCAAGGGAGACCUCGUCAUCGUUGAAACCGAGGCCGCCCCCCAGGUCAGCGGCCAGGACCAGGACGGCGACGACAUCAUCAACCCAUCAGCCGAGUACGACGACGACGACGUCCCCCUGCGCGCCAGACCCCUGACCGAGGAAGAGGCGUCCAGCGGCAAGUACACGGUGCACGACAUCGUCCUCCCCACGCCGGGCUACGACGUCAUCUACCCGGACAAUGAGAUUGGCGAGUUCUACAAGGAAUUCAUGGGCCGCGAGGAGAACGGCGCGCUGGACCCGCACAAGAUGCGCCGCAUGCGCCGCGAGUUCAGCUUGCCCGGGCGGUACCGCAAGCUCAUGAACAGGUUCCUCGCCAAACCCGCCGUCGAGUUCAAGACGUACGUGAGCGACGAGGAGCAAAUGCACCCUACCGACCUGGACAUCAUCAGAGCCGCACAUAGAGCCGGCGGUAGCAACAAGCGCUCUCGCGAAGAAGGCGAUGAUGCAAGACCGAGCAAAGUAGCCAAGGUGGAAGGAGAAGACCAAGCUUCCAACGAGGCUGCAACUGGAAACGACAAGGCUGAAGAAGUUCCAAAGGCAGAAGAAGCCAUGGAAGUGGACCAGCCGCUCAAAAUCGCCGCGGUCAUCAAGUUCCAGCUCGGCAGAAGUGCCUACGCCACCGUCACGCUUCGAGAACUCAUGGGAGACCCCCCUGAGACCAACACAGCUUAA